Molecule: messenger RNA, 1469 nt
Organism: Leptopilina boulardi
Lineage: Eukaryota; Metazoa; Arthropoda; Insecta; Hymenoptera; Figitidae
Gene: mRpL37
Product: 39S ribosomal protein L37, mitochondrial
Exons: 6
Coding region: 189-1418 (409 amino acids)
Biological process (GO): translation
Cellular component (GO): ribosome; mitochondrion
Molecular function (GO): structural constituent of ribosome
Source: RefSeq, a predicted model, not a curated record
GCGAACAUGUGUUUUUUUUUUAGUAAAAAUACUUGUUCGCAAACAAAUUUAUAGCGAACAUGUUAUAUUUUGAAAAUAUUUAAAUUUAUUUGUAGGUUUCAUCGAAUUUAGUUAAAUAUUAAAAUAAAUAAUCCACUGUCUGAUAAGAUUUAAAAUUUUUAAAUUAAUUUCCUUGUUAUAAAACAACAAUGAGGUUAACAAAAAUUUUAUGUAAACAACACAUGGGAAGAUUUAUUAGAUCACAUUGGUAUAGACAAAGAAAUCGAACAAUUAUCGAAGAUGGAGCAGAAAAAUUUCUUAAAGCAAGAGGAAUAAAAAUUGUCGAUCCUAAGGAAUUUAUGUAUACUAAAACACCCUUCGAAAGAAUUACAUUGCCUUUACCACUUCGAGGUGUUGAGGAGAAAAAUGACGAAACUCAUAUUAAUUGGCAUGAUUCUCCAUGUUUUAUGUAUGAAGAUAAUGAUCUUUUAAUUGAAGGUGUUACUCAGGCAAAAGUAUUGGCAAAAACAAUUCUUUUUGAAGAUGAAUUUCCCAAAAGAAUUGAAAAUCUCUUUAAUCAGUGUCCGGAAAAUGUUCAUAAUCUUGUUUUAAGAUCUAUUUUAAAUUCAAAUUUAUUUGAUGCCUAUCAACAAGUUUUACCAAAAUUAAAAGAUCCCGAACGACCUGCGUGGAAUUUCCCUCGAUCAUUGGGAAUAACAAGUUAUAGAAAAUCUUUCAAUUUAUUGCAUAAAUUAUUGCAACUUUGUGAAUCUAUCAAUGGAGCCGAAAUUGGUUAUCAGCGAAGUGUUAUUGAUAAUGGAAUCGUUGCCCUUUCUAUUGAAAAAGAUCUUGAUUUAAUUCAAUUUUCUCUAAAUAUGGAUUUAAUGAUGACAUCCAUAUUGCCUUUGAAACCAUUUCUAGAAAAUAAUAUAGAUGAAGAAUUACCAAAUUUACAUCCAUUGCAUCAUACUAUUAGUUUGAGAAAAACUAAUAUUUAUGAGGAAAAAAAUUUUUACCCAAUUGAUUUUAAUCAUUCAAAACCACAUGUUCAUACAAUUUUAAUUCAUCACGAUCCAGUUGUUGUGAAAAAUCUAACAGAAUUUCCAGUUGAAGAAACACAAAUUCUUGCACGAAAUAUGUUAAAAGCAUUUACAGCGGCAGCAAGUUGUGCACAAAAAAGAUUUGGUGAUAAAAUAAAAGAUCUUCCGGAACCAAUUUCAAUUCAAUGUAUUGAAACAGAUGGUGAAAAUUUUCAUUUUUCAACAUAUCAAUUAAAUACAUUGAAUCUUAAUGGAACAGAAGGUUUAAAAAAUUAUUGGUGGUCUUCGAAGAGAAUAAAAUUAUUCGAUGAAAUUGAUUAUACCAAUGGAACAUCACAAUUGGAGGGUUAUAAUCCUGAAGUAUUUAAAAGAAUGUACGCUUUUUAUAUUAAUAGCUAAUUGUAUAGUUGAAAAUUAACAUAUUGUAAUAAAUAUUAAGUUAAAAACAAA